Xyrauchen texanus (razorback sucker) is the source of this 1628-nucleotide messenger RNA. RefSeq names its product synaptojanin-2-binding protein-like. Gene Ontology annotation, molecular function: protein binding. The record is from RefSeq and is a predicted model, not a curated record. The transcript is spliced from 4 exons. Lineage: Eukaryota; Metazoa; Chordata; Actinopteri; Cypriniformes; Catostomidae. The coding region runs from base 85 to 546 and encodes 153 amino acids.
UUAGAGGAAGCGGGCGGAGCUCCACGCGCUUCAAGAGGAUUGCGUUCAUUAGGAUUAAAAGUGAAACUUUGAUGUACGACCAUCAUGAACGGAUCUGCUCAUAGUACGCCGACGGUUCUAGAUAUUAACCUCAAAAGAGGUCCCGCUGGUCUGGGGUUUAAUAUAGUGGGUGGAGCCGACCAACAGUAUAUAAUGAAUGACAGUGGAAUCUAUGUGGCCAAAAUCAAAGAAAAUGGAGCAGCUGCGCUGGAUGGACGUCUGCAGGAGGGCGACAGAAUUCUUGCGAUAAAUGGUCAAAAGUUGGAGAAUCUGUCUCACGGUGCAGCAGUGGAACUGUUUCGGUCUGCAGGAGAGGACGUGCAGCUCAGCGUACAGCAGCGAUCUACCCUCCUGCAAAAUGGUCCAGCAAGCUCUCGCAGUGAUGGAGAAUCUUCACCCGCUCUUGGCACAUGGACAUUGCUCACUGUAUUCACGCUGGCAGUAGUAGCAGCAGCAGGGUUCAUUGCUUACAAACGUUUUCACCCGCAUCCUCGGGGCCGGUUUUAACCCAUAUCAUCACAUUUUACAGACUAAAGCUUGUUUUGAACUGAUUCUGCUGAGGGCCCAAACAUUAACUGGGAAAGAAAAUGGAAACCCAAUUAAUGGAAGCAGAAAUACACAUGCAGAUUUUCUUUAACUGUUUAUACCAUUGUUAUAAUGACGUAGCUGGACAUGUUCAUUUCAUUGUGUGAAAAUCCUUGACAUUUAUCCAAAAUCCCUAGCAUGCUGUAUCAAGCCUGAUGACAUUGCAUGAAGGAGUGUGAUCAUUGUUUUGAGGGGACAGGGAUGAAGAUGGUGAUGGGAACAACAGCGGCAGAAGAAAUUGCCAUAAACUGAAUUCAACAGAAGGACCACAGGCAGGACCGCAGGAGGAGCUAUUUCUCUGGGCAGAAAACAGGCCCACAGAGUAGUAACUUUCUUGUCUUGUACCUCUCUGGAGGAAUGGAAUGAGCCUGAGGUGUAGCUACUCGGGUACCUGCUUGUGCAAGAGUAUGUUUGAAAGUGUGCAUGAUAUGGUUUCACUUUUCUUUCUUUUUUCUUACUAGUUAAUUUCUCACUCAUCCAUAUUUAGAUUUGCAGGAUGCAUUUCUGUGGUUGGCGGUAGUGCUUUGGAGGUAGAGAUGUUCGAUUUGUUUAUUUGGCAUUAGUGCUUGGCCCUAUAUGAUGUGCUUUGUGCCCUUAAUGUGCCUCCCUCAGGGAAAAUCUAGAGGUGACACUUUCACUAUCAAAAUGAAUAUGUGAUUUUUUUUUUUUUUUUAUAUGUAUAUGGCUUGUGAUUCUGAAAUGGUCUUGUCUUGAUACUGUAUAUGAUACACCGUUUUAGAGCUUUAAUCUGCACCUCUGAACAAUUUUGUGCCUUGCCUCUCAUUGAGCUGCUGGCUUCAGUGCCACCCCCUUUCUGCAGGUGCUUAUGCAAUGUGAGUUGCUUGAGUUCUGCGCUUUUUUGAACCAUGUGUUCUGUAACUGACAUUUGUUUGUGUUGUUUGCACCAAUCGUAAAACCUUUAUUCAUGAAAUGCUUGUCAUUCACGAUUUACAUCAUGCAUUGAAUAAAUAUUUUGGGAAACACACAUUUGUGUUGAUCUUGAC